Drosophila miranda is the source of this 4722-nucleotide messenger RNA. It is a transcript of the gene fw, whose product is annotated as sushi, von Willebrand factor type A, EGF and pentraxin domain-containing protein 1. Lineage: Eukaryota; Metazoa; Arthropoda; Insecta; Diptera; Drosophilidae. The coding region runs from base 725 to 4285 and encodes 1186 amino acids. The record is from RefSeq and is a predicted model, not a curated record. The transcript is spliced from 15 exons.
CGCGCAGUACUCGCACUCGCAUUCGCAGUCCGCGGCCCAGGCACCAGAUGGAAACCAGUUAGAAGACAACUUUCAUUCCAAGCAGACGUGUCAGGCGUACGGUUCGCGUUCGGGUCGGUUUUAUUUCGCUUCUCAGCGUACUCUUGGCAGGCAGCAGGCAGUGGUGUUAACUCCGUUAAUAAUAUCCAAUAUCUAUGUGGACACACAUGCACAUGCAGCAGGCGAGCCACAUAAACGAGUAAUAAGUUCACGUUCAUAGUAAUAUACAUUAUCAUCAUCAUCAUCAUCUUCACCGCCGUACCGAGUACCUACCAUAAUAAUUAUGCGGUGGAAAAUCCAAUGUGAAUGCAAAGUGAAAAUCUAAUGAACGCUGAAGUCGCUGCCCCUCGGGCCUCACGCUAUAUGUUCACAUGGUAUGGUGUUGUUCAUGCAUACACCUCAUCUCAUAUAUAUGCAUAGAGGAGAGAGAGACAGAGAGAGAGAUAGAGAUACAGAUACGUAUCUGUAUAAAUAUAUAAAUAAUCGUCGAGUGUAUGCAUAAAUUAAUCGAUGCUGACGAUGCUACAGCAGCCUCCAAGCUAAUCAACGACCAACGGCAUCCAACAGCCAACAGCCAAGCAUCAACCCCAAACACACUACCCGUACUACCCGUAACUCCGGCCAAAAAACGUCAGUAAAAACCGCAUCGGCCGCAGUAACAUUUAAAAACCGCCAACAGCAGUCAAUGUUUUGCUGCAACACAGUACAACCACCACCACCACAGCUGUUCAGAUCUUCAUCGUCGCCGUCGUCGUUGGGUAGCCGCCGCGAGGUGGACGCUUUCAAAAGAGCCAUGACUUUUUCGUAUCCAAUGUCCCCCAUUAUGCUGCUGCUGCUUCUGCUGAUGAUGCUAUGCACAGCCGGAAAUUGCCAAAUUUGUGGUCCCCCGGCGGUGCCGCUGAAUGCCAAAGUGCGAACCGUUGCCGGCGAGACCGGAAUAUCGGAGGCGCACUACGAAUGCGAUGCGGGGUACGAGCUGUUCGGAUCUCCAUCGAUAAAGUGCGAUGCACGGAGCGGCUGGGACCGAGAGCUGCCCUUCUGCGGUGUUAAUGUGGCUUACCGCAAGCCGGUCAAUCAGAGCUCCUAUACGCGCAGCGGUCCAGCGAGCUAUGCCAACGAUGGCAAGCCGGGGAACAAGAAUCCCGAUGGCCAGGAGUGCUCGGAGACACAGAAGGAGCCGUCGCCCUGGUGGCGCGUAGAUCUCCUCACACCGCAGGCGGUGCACGUGGUGCGGAUAACGACGCGCGGCUGCUGUGGCCACCAGCCGUUGCAGGAUCUCGAGAUUCGAGUGGGCAACAGCAGUGCGGAUCUGCAGCGGAAUCCGCUCUGCGCCUGGUAUCCGGGCACCCUCGACGAGGGCGUGGUCAAGACAUUCACCUGCGCCCGUCCGCUGGUGGGCCAGUACGUGGCCAUCCAGCUGGUGGGCGUCGAGGGCAGCCUCAGUCUCUGCGAGGUGGAGACGUUCACCAACGACGAGUUCUCCAUGGACCGCUGCCUCAGUCCCAAGCUCGGGGUGGACACCGUGGUGACGACAUUCUCGAAAACCUGCUACGACUUUCAUAUCACCAAAGGAGAAAGCUUCGAUAAGGCACAAACCAUUUGCCAGCAGACAGGCGGCGAUUUGGUUCACGACUUUCGGGGCGCCACCAGCGCAUACAUUCUGUCCGAGCUGGAACGCCGCAAGACCGAACUGAAGCCGCAGCUUGUCUGGAUCGGGGCUCAAAAAGAGCCGGGCAUCACCUCCCGCACCUGGAAGUGGGUGAAUGGCGAAGUUGUAAUGAAACCCACUUGGGGCAAGGAUCAGCCCAACAACUACAAUGGCGAGCAGAACUGUGUGGUACUCGAUGGCGGACGCAAUUGGCUGUGGAACGAUGUGGGCUGCAAUCUGGACUAUCUGCAUUUCAUCUGCCAGCACACACCAUUGUCUUGCGGCUCGCCGGAUGCCCAGCAGAACACCACUGUCAUGGGCAAGAAGUUCACUUUGGGCGAGAAAAUUCAAUACGAUUGCCCCAAGGGUCAUUCGCUGCUCGGUCAGGCGGAACGAGACUGCCGCCUCGAUGGCACUUGGAGUGGCUCGGCGCCAACCUGCAAAUAUGUUGAUUGUGGCAGCCUGCCGGAGCUUAAGUUCGGCUCCAUACACCUCUCAGAAGAGCGCACCAGCUUCGGUGUGGUGGCCACAUACAGCUGCCACGAGAACUACACGCUGAUUGGCAACGAGAAUCGCACCUGUGAGGUGGAUGGCUGGAGCGGCAAGCAGCCAGAGUGCUUGGUGGACUGGUGUCCGGAUCCACAGCGCAUUACAGGGGGAAAUGUACGCUUCAGCGAUAAGAGGGCCGGCUCCACGGCCACCUAUACGUGCGAGCCGGGCUAUGUGCUCGUUGGCGAAGCAAUUAUUUCCUGCGGCCUGGGCGGCGAGUGGUCCAGCAAGACGCCCUCCUGCCGAUUCGUUGACUGUGGUGCUCCGGCGCGACCCGAUCGCGGGAUAUCCAUACUCCUCAACGGCACCACCACUGUCGAUUCGGUGGUAAAGUACGAAUGCGACGAGGACCACUGGCUGGAUGGGCCGACAGAGCUCUAUUGCACCAGGGAUGGCAAGUGGUCGGGCGAGGCGCCCGUCUGUGAGUUGGUCACCUGCGAGACGCCCCAAGUGCCAGCUGGUUCCUUUGUCAUUGGCUACGACUACAAUGUGCACUCGAAGAUCCAAUACAACUGCGAUCCCGGGCACAUAAUGCACGGCAAUCCAGUGCUGGAGUGUCUGGACAGCGGAGAGUGGAGUUCCGAUGCCCCCGACUGUGAAUACAUUGAUUGUGGCCAGAUAUUGCCUAUUCCAUAUGGAAGCCACAAGUAUGUGACCAACACCACGUACGUGGGCUCCGAGGUGGUCUUCAGCUGCUCCCAGUCGCAUAAGCUUAGCGGAGUGGUGAAGCGUCAGUGUCUGGAAUCGGCCGUCUGGAGUGACGUCUCCCCCAAAUGCGAGGAGAUACGCUGCACUGAGCCGAGAUUGGCCACUCAUAGCCUGCUGUCCGUCACAGGAAACGAUCGCAUGUACGGACGGACACUCAUACGCACCGCAGACUCCACACAGAACACGGCCCAGACCUACAAAAUUGGUGCCCUGGCGAAAUAUCGCUGCGAGCGGGGCUAUAAAAUGGUGGGCGAGGCCUUGGCCACCUGCACGGACAGCGGCCAAUGGAGUGGCAUCAUUCCGGACUGUGUCUAUGUUGAAUGCGGUGCACCCGAGAAUAUAACCAAUGGAAAGGUUACCCUGGCCACAAACGCCACCUACUAUGGGGCCGCCGUGCUCUACGAAUGCAAUGUGAACUUCAAGCUGAACGGUGUCUCCCGGCGACUGUGCACAGAGCAUGGCAACUGGAGCCACGAGGCACCCGAAUGUGUGGAGGUUGUCUGCGACAUGCCGAAUAUCAAUGAGAAUCUAAUUGUUGAGGCUGGCACUCGAGCCGUGGGCUCUGUGGCCACCUUCAAGUGCCUCAAGGGACGCACCAUGAUUGGCAAUGAUACGCGCAUCUGCCAAAAGAAUGGCAAAUGGGCGGGCAAGAGUCCCACCUGUAGGCCCGUCGACUGUGGACGACCACUAGCCAUCGAGAACGGGCGUGUGAUUGUGGUAAAUGACUCCACGCUGUAUGGCGGCUCGGCCGAGUAUCACUGCAUUCCCAAUUACAAUCGCAUUGGACAGUAUCUGCGCAAAUGUACCGAGGAUGGGGCCUGGAGCGGCAAGCAGCCGCACUGUGAACUGGCCGCCGUGGAGGGUCCAGAGACCUCGGAGCUGGGCACUGGCGUGGGCAUUGGAGCCACAAUCAUAGUGGCUUUGCUGGUGGUCUUUGGUUUGAUUUUCCUGUACCGAAACAAGGCGCGACCCGUGAAGAAUACGGAGAAUGUGCAGGCGGCCGAGACGAAAGACGAGCGCAAUGCUGCCGUCAUGUCGUACUCGACGCUGGAGGCCAACAAUCGCAUGCACAUGGACAACAAUCCAUCGGCGGCCACCUUCAACACAUUCCAAGGCGGUGUGGGGCGCAAUAAUACAGGCGGUGGUGGUGGUGUUGGUGGGGCGGCCGGAGCCGCAAAUGGCGAAAGACUGACCAACAAUCGCUCAGAGAACAUUUACGAUCAAAUACCAAAUGAGCAGUUCUAUGAUGCUCCCUACGAGAUGCGAAGCAAUGACGAGGUAUACGAACCAGAGCCAGUGGCCAGCAAUGUGAUCACCAUCAAUGGCAUCUCUGUGAGAUAAGGCGGGAUGGGAUAGGAUGGGAUACAUCGAAGAUCGAUCGACAAGAGGACUAACCUUUAGUUUUGUGUUAAUACCUGUAUAUAGUAAAUGUUUAAGAAGAGGUCUUGAUCGCUUUUGUAUGUACUGUAUACUACCCGUACCAUACCAUACCAUAUCAUACUAUACCAUACCAUACCAUACCAUAGUUAUAUAUACUAUAUACGAUAUAUAUAUUAUCUAUAAAAAACAACUGUUGAAUAUGAACUUUUGUAGAGCGACGCUCUGCACACACCCUAUACUCGUAUAUAUUUGGAUUGUAUUUUUUUGUGCGUGUGUGUUGCUUAAAUUAUUUUAACUAUUUUAGUAUGUUACAACAGAGUGUACAAUGUUUUGUUAUAUGUGUGUAAAAAGCGUUUAAUAUUAAUGGAAAACAAUAAUUAAAGCAAAUGUGUGGUUAA